Molecule: messenger RNA, 5024 nt
Organism: Zonotrichia leucophrys gambelii
Lineage: Eukaryota; Metazoa; Chordata; Aves; Passeriformes; Passerellidae
Gene: DNAJB4
Product: DnaJ heat shock protein family (Hsp40) member B4
Exons: 4
Coding region: 230-1249 (339 amino acids)
Biological process (GO): negative regulation of transcription by RNA polymerase II
Cellular component (GO): cytosol
Molecular function (GO): protein-folding chaperone binding
Source: RefSeq, a predicted model, not a curated record
AGGGAGGACAGCGCGCGGGGGGGUGGGGGGAGGCAGCGCGCAGUUCUCGCGUCAUUUGCUGUGGAGCCGCGGGUGCGCGCGGAGGAGCGGAGGCUGCGCUGCGGGGGCUGCCGGGAGCGCGGUCGGGCCCGGGCUGAGGCGGCGGCGACGCUCGCAUCUCCACCCUGCUAAGACACUGGACGCUGCUUCCUUUACAGCAAAGAAAAUCUGAAUUCCUCCAACGCUCAGGAUGGGGAAAGAUUACUAUUCUAUCCUGGGAAUUGAAAAAGGGGCUUCUGACGAGGAUAUCAAAAAGGCUUACCGAAAACAAGCGCUGAAAUGGCAUCCAGAUAAGAACAAAUCUCCCCAUGCAGAAGAAAAGUUCAAAGAGGUUGCAGAAGCUUAUGAAGUGCUGAGUGAUCCCAAAAAGAGAGAUAUUUAUGAUCAGUUUGGGGAGGAAGGUCUUAAAGGAGGAGCUGGAGGAUCUGAUGGCCAGGGCGGCACCUUCCGGUACUCCUUCCAUGGAGACCCACACGCUACAUUUGCAGCUUUCUUUGGUGGCACAAAUCCUUUUGAGAUCUUCUUUGGGAGGAGGAUGCCUGGUGGCAGAGACACUGAAGACAUGGAGGUGGAUGGUGACCCAUUUGGAUCCUUCAGUAGUUUCAGUAUGAAUGGUUUUCCAAGGGAAAGGAAUACAGUUGGCAGCCAGUUACGUCGUAAACAAGAUCCCCCUGUAAUCCAUGAACUGAAAGUGUCACUGGAAGAGAUCUAUCAUGGCUGCACGAAAAGAAUGAGGAUUUCACGCAAAAGGCUUAACCCAGAUGGCAGAAGCGUCCGAACAGAGGACAAAAUCCUCACUAUUGAGAUCAAAAGAGGAUGGAAAGAAGGCACCAAGAUCACUUUUCCAAAAGAAGGCGAUGAAACACCCAACACGAUUCCAGCUGAUAUUGUUUUUAUCAUUAAAGAUAAACCUCACUCUCAUUUCAAGAGAGAUGGAUCAAAUAUUGUCUAUCCUGUUAAGAUCAGCUUAAGGGAGGCUUUGUGUGGCAGCUCUUUCAACGUGCCAACGAUAGAAGGAAGAACCAUACCCAUGACAGUCAAUGAAGUGGUAAAGCCUGGGAUGAGAAGAAGAAUUAUAGGAUAUGGUUUGCCAUUUCCCAAAAAUCCUGACCAACGGGGAGACUUAAUUAUAGAGUUUGAAGUAAUUUUCCCAGAUAACAUUUCUCCAGCAUCAAAAGAAGUACUUAGGCGAAAUCUUCCAGUUUCAUAAAAUGGAAGACUGUGUAUGUCAACAGAUUAAAAUAGGACACUGGAAAUGCAGAAGACUGGCGAGUCUGCUUUAAAAGUGCAAUCUGUAACACCUAGUGGAAUCUUUGGUUUUUUUUGUUUUGUGGGAUGGGUGGGGGGAAAAUACUGUAAUGCUGCAUGAGAAGAAAAGGGUUUAAGUAGAAGUCCUACAGAUGAAUUCUGCAGUAAAAAUUACAGGGAAAACCACUCAUUUUGUUUUACAUCUUCCUAAUCAGCAAUGUUUAGUCAUUAUUUUGCUUAAUAUAAUUACAGUAAUUUUUUUACAAAGUCAGUGCAUAUUUCUGAUACAGUACUUGAACCUCCAAGUACAUUAUUUCUUAUAUCCUCACCGUGUCUAUAACAUUACACAUUUAUACAGAAAUUUUAAAUCAUAGUAGAGAUACACAAAGGUAUAAAUAUUUUAAAGAGCACAUGAGAGAGAUCAUUUCAGUAUGUUGCCUUCCACUGCACAAAGCAUAGGCCAGAAAAAUCAGCUUGGACUCCUGACCAGCUCCCCUGUGCAAUGAAAGCAUUCUCUUUAUUGCCUCCAGAAGUGUCAGGACUGCAUUGUGGGUGUGGCCAAGGGCACAUGGCCUGAGGAGGCAGAGUCGCCAUUUGCUGUGGGAUGGUUCCUCAGCCUUCAGGCAGAAUAGCAAGAAGGGUUCUUCAGGGACAAGAACAGCAAAUAUGAGCCUGCUGUUGAAUGGGGCAGGGAAGCUGGUGACCAAUGACAUGGAGAAGGCUGAGGUACUCUGUGUUGCCUUUGCAUCAGUCACUACCAGUAAAACAACCAUGCAGAAAUUCCAGGCCCCUGAGACUAGUGGGGAAAUCUGGAACCUUGGUUGGUGGUGGAGGAUUGGGUUAGGGUGCACUUUACCUGGAAUUCUGUGAGCCUGGCAGAUUGCACCCUAAGUGUUGAGGGAGCUGGCUAAGCCAUUGCAGGGCCACUCUUGGUUAUCUUUGAAUGGCCAGGGGGAUUAAGAGAUGUUCCAGUAGAUCUUCAAAAAAACCAAGAAGGAAGAUUUGGGAAUCCACAGGCUAAUCAGCUUCACCUAAGGCCUUGAUAAUAUGAUGGAAAAGAAUCCUCCUGGAGAGCAUUUCUAGAAGGUGGUCGGGGUAGCCAGCAUAGUUGUACAACAGGGAAAUCUUGCUGGACCAGUCUUACUGCCAUCUCCAAGAAGCUUUGGGGAUUUGGGAGAACAGUCUGAGUUGUUUACCUUUUACAUCAGCAGGCAGACUGGUGAAGUACAGGUUGGAUAAGUGGGAAGUGAGAUGGAUUAAAAGCUGGCUGCAUGAUGGGGCACAGGGAGUUUAAUCAGUGGCACCAAGUCCAGUUGGAGGCUACUUAGUGGUGUACCCUCUGGCUGAGUACUGGGGCCAACACUAGUCAUCAUCAUUAAUGACCUGAAUUAUGGGAUGGAGUUUACAAACCAUAUAAGAUGGGAGGAGUAGCAGUACCACCAGCUGAUGGUCCUGCCUUUCUGAGGGGCCCCGACAGGCUGAACAACUGGACACAGGAUUCUCACCAAGUUCUGUAAGGGGCAGUGCUCCACUGGGGAGUAACUGGCCAGCAGCCUGUCAGUAAACUGAUUGUGAGCUGGCAAUGCAGCCUUGUGGCAGCAGAGGCCAAAGCUUUGCUAGCAGGUGAGGGGAGAUGAUCCUUCCUCAUUACUCAGCACUGAUGAGCAUCCAUCUGGAGUGCUGGACUCCCUGGUACUUGAAGGAUACAAACUUAGUGGAGCAGCUCUAGCACAGAACCACGUGUGAGAAGCUGAGAGAGCUGGAACUUGCAGACAUGGGAAAGAAAAGAGUUGGGGGAGAUCUUGGCUCCUUCAGGAGGGAAUGAAGAUGGAGGAGUCAGGCUCUUCUCAGCAGCUUUCAGUGACUGGACUAAAUGGACACAGUUAGGGGUUCCAUCUGAACACAAGGAAACAGAUUUUUACUGAGAGGAUGAUCAAACACUGGAACAGGUUUCCUAAAGAGUUUGAGGAGUUGCUAUCCCUGGAUACUCAUAGCCUGACUGGACAUUGUGCAGGGCAGCCUGCUCCAGCUGACCAUGUGUGAGCAGAGGUGUUGCACUACAUGGUGCCAGGAGGUUUCUUGUAAGCAAAAUCAUUCUUUGAACUUGGGCUUGGCAUUUUUUGCUAUGGGUCAUGUUCUGUAAAUGAGGUUUAGCCUAAAGAUGGUGCUCAUGUGACCGUUCCGUAGGGAGCAGGUCUGUGCCAGAUUGGAAAGAUGCACAAAAAACCCUGUAAAAGCAUUUGGCUAGGGCAGGUAUUUAAGGAUCAUGCUGAUCACAAGUAUUCUUUAUUUUCAAAGGCCAAACUUUACUCCCACGAAGAAAAAAAAAGAGCUAGGUCGUAUCUAAAGCAAAGUUUGUUUAAGAGUCAGUGUGGGAUAGGGGUUGCCCAGAAACUUUCUAUGCUUGAAUUGAGUUACUUUUUUAAAAUUCAAAUAUGAGUCCGUUGUCUUUAGAGUUCAAAAGUGCAUAGAGAGAUGGAGAGCCCUCUGUAAUAGUCUAGUUUUAUAAUACAGUAAUAGGGCUGGUUCCCUUGGUUGCAGCAUGGAUUGGUGGAAGAAAUGCCUUGUGGGCAUGCUUUAUUACUUGAGUUUAAAACCAUAAUACAGUGCUUUAACAACACUUUCAAAGGGUUUGGGGUUUGGGAUUUUUUUUGUUGUUGUUUUUCAUAAGAAAGUAUUUCAAGAUUUGCUGUCAGCCUUUUGCCUGUGGAAAUGUAGAGGUUACCUGCUCUGUUGGGUAGCCUACAAAAUAGCAGUGUUGUAUAUGUGACUGCAGAAAGUAAAUCAUAUGGAAGUUGGGAUUUAAUUUACAGUAAUUUUUACAUGAGUGUAAGAAUAAUCCCAUUUUUUAAAGGAGUAGAAUUUCUGUGGGUUAUUGUUCAAGUCAAUUUUUCAACUGCAGAUCUCUUCUUGCAGUACCAGUUAGUUGUAGUCCUAAAUCUACAGGAAGUAAACAAUUGCUGGAGCAGUAUUACAAAGAAAAAAAAAUUGCUGCUUAGUGCUUCUGCAUAUUGUUAAUACUAUAUAUUGUUUGUUGAAAAAUUUCCAUUUCAGUAUGUUCCGUAUUGCAUUUCUUAUGUGGUUUUUAAGUAAAAAGUGUAAAGUUGGUUUUUAACUUUCUCUUAUAUUUUGUUAUGAUGGCAAAUGCUACAAGCUACACAGCUUUAAAGCAUAUCAACCUAAAAUACCUAUUUGUCCGUUUAAAAGCUAAUGGAAUCAAGCAUUUUGUAAUCCAGGAUCUUGUAACCAUAUCCAACUUGUAAAAAAAAAGUUACAGCAACUAAGACUAUUUUUUUUGUAACCAUCUUCAGGUAAGAGGAGUAGUGUUAAAUUGAGGAAUUGCAGUAUCUUGUGUAUUUAGAGGUGUAUAUAUAUAUAUAUAUAUGUGUAUAGCAAACUAAACUUUUCCAACUGUUUUCAAGCUCAAAAUACAAAACUUAUAGAACUGGUAUGAAAUAAAUGCUUGUAUUUCUUUUCUUAUGGAGAGAUAAAGUAUAUGUUUCAGAAACCAGCAUGUAAAAUUACUUCAAAAUAUGAGAGGAAGCAUUAAUAUCUGUCUAAUCCAGGAUUCACAAAAAAUAUUUUUCUAAUCAAAAAUGUGCUUAAAAGCUAUGUUUUAAAACCCACUUGAUUAUUUAAUAAAGCUACUUGGGAGAAGGAAGCAAAUACUCAGUCAACUACUAUAUUUGUAACUACUGAAAUACAUGAAAAUAAAAUGGUCAUUCAUGAAACUGGGA